UCUCUCUCUCUCUCUCUCUCUUACACACACUUUCUCUCUCUCUUACAUGUCUAUAAGGUAAAGGCGCGCGCGCGUGGGUUCUGUGUUAAAGAUCCCGCGGUUGCGUCGUGCUCGUGGCCGUGACAGUGCACGCGCGUGGGAGAACUCACAGUGUUUUUUUUCUAGACGUCUUGCACAAGGACUUAUCGGUGCGGCGAUGGAAGGGGUAAUAACGCGGCAAAUACCAUCACAGUGUUAAUUAAGGAGGAGCGAAAGAACGAGAGGAGAAGCAGAAGAAGGAGAAGAAGAAGCUGAGAGAGAAGAAAUGAAGAGCGGAGGACGGAACAUAGAGUGAGUGGAUCAGCGCGAAAACACAGAACCUUUACAGACACCGGGAGAGAUUAGAACAUAAACCCUGUGUUAUAUUACACAAGUGUUUUAUUAAGAGGCAGAACUGAGCGGAUGAAGAGGAACAUGAGGUUCUGUUCAGGAUGCUGGAUCUCGGUCAUGUCUGCGCUGCUGCUGCUGCUCAUCCCGCUGGAUGCACAGGCUAACUCUGUGCUGGGAAACAUGACCGAGUCCACAAACUCGACCUCUGUGACAGGAGAAAGUGACGGAGCAAAGCUGAACGAGGAGAUGUCCGAAUCGGUCAGCAACAUGUUCCUCAUCCUCCGUUCUGGACGCAAACCCAGAGACGGAGGGGAGCUCGGAAGUGGACUUCAGGAAGACGAACAUCCUCUAACUUCCACUCCGUCCCCUACAGAGACAAUAACCGAGGACCAGAAACUCAGCCUUGACUCUGCAGAGACUGACCAUCUUCUGCCCGAAGUGCCAAAAAAGGAUCUCUCGAGUAUGUCUACUAAAAGCCCCUGGCAUGAAGAUAAAAUGGAGUCUACGGUGUUUGAUUUGGAUGCAACUCAAGACUCGGACCUGCAGCGUGAGGAGCCUCAAACUACACUGACCCCGUUCCCGUCCUAUUCUUCGUCUCAUACCGAGUCCCUCACGGUGGGUUUCCUUGACACCAGAUCCCAUGGUAAUGAAUUCGUCCCUCCGUCUCCUACAGCCCAUGAGCUCCAAGGUCGUGACCCGACCUCCUGGGCGGUGCCCAACAGUUACAACUACCUCACUGUCUCUCCCUCCUCAGAAGAAGACACCACCAAACCCGAAGAGUACGACAACGAUCUGACCACCACACCUCCACCACCUCCACCCAGGACCUUCCAUCCACACAUCCCAAACCCCUUUAUUCCUGCUCGUGAAAGAGAUUCACCGACUAACCAUGAUAAACUGGGGAAGAGCAGCAGUGCUGGGUGUCGCAUGGGCUCUGUGCUUGUGAAUGGAACCUGCAAGUCUCAGUGUGAUACGAUCCCAAAUUACUGUUUAAACGGGGGCCAGUGCUUCGUGAUGGAAGGAAAUGGAGUCUUCUGCAGGUGUAACAUUCAGGACUACGUGUGGCACAAAGGCACUCGCUGUGAGUCCGUCAUCACCGAGUUCCAGGUCAUGUGCAUCGCCAUCGGAGCCUCGGCACUCACCGUGCUGCUGCUCUUCAUGAUCGUCGUCUGCUUCGCCAAGAAAUUGCACGUGCUCAAGACCGAGAACAACAAACUGCGCAAGCGCAGCAGCAGUAAGUACCGCCCGUCGUCGGAUCAGCACAAUGAUAAUUUCUCUCUGUCCACCAUCGCUGAGGGCUCCAACCCAAACGUAAGGAAACUGUGCGACUCUCCUCCUCAUGCUCGUGCUUUGGCUUACUAUGAUAACAUUAUCUGUCAGAAAACGAUGAGCAGAUACACCUGGGAGUGUAAGACCAAAGAGGAGCCGAGCUGUGAGGAUGAUCCGAACUCCCAGAAUAAGCUGGAGGAUGCUGUGAAGUCUCCUCCACCCAAAGAGGACGAGUCUCUGAACAUCCAGAACUCACUCACCCCAAAACAUGAGAACCACAAGGUUCUGGGUGAGGAGAACUCCUCGGAGGUAAACUCGCUGCAGAACAACAUGAUGUAGAGGAGAAAUCAAAUGACAAACCACACAGAUUCACCUCCACCUUCACCACCACAAAGUCUAUAAGCCCCUUCAUGCUUAAACCCAAUGAGAGUCCACUUAUAGGUCCCCAUUUUCUCAGUCUGUUUGCCCAUUUUUGCCUCACAAUUUACACACACACACACACACACACACACACACACACACUUAUUACACACACAGACACACACACAAACACACUUAUUACACACACACUUAUUACACACACAUACACACACACAGACACACUUAUUACACACAGACACACACAGACACACUUAUCUCACACACACACACACACACACACACACACACACUUAUUACACACAUACACACAGACACACUUAUUACAUACACAGACUUUUAUUAUACUCACACAAGAAAUAUGAUUCAAUUGACUGAUUAAAUUCUUUUGAAGAACCUAUCUGAAUGAAUCAAAAUUUUGAUUUACUUGAUUCGUGACUCACAGGAGCUUCAGUAACCACCAAAUUCACUGCCUUUGAGUUAUAAAUGAGAAAUUAUAAGGAGAUGACCUGUAAAAGAAAAAAAAAAACAAAUACUGUACUUUUUUAAUCAUCUAGGACAUGCUGCUCCUGCUCUCUGGUGCUUACAAACUGAUUCAUAUGAUUCAGUUAAAAGAGUCGCUCAACAAGAAUGAAUCAUUCACGAAUUGAUCAGGAGAUUUAUUUUUAGUUAUAAAUGGACUCAAUUGAUUCACUUUAGGAGCGGUUCAAAACGUUUGAAUCCUAAUACUCAAAUUACACACACACACACACACACACACACACACACACACACACACACACACACACACACACACACACACACACACACACACACACCUUGAUUUCUGGCAUGCGUCGUUGUAUUUUGUAUAAAAGAAUAAAAUAAGAUUAACCCGUGUAUGAGAUUUAAAGUGUAAAGUGUUGUGCUAGAGUGUUCACUCAGAGACGACUCGGUGUUCAGUGUCUGACUAAUUCAGUGUGUGUUUAAAUAUCAGAUCUAUAUCAGAUCAGCUCAGAUUGAUGUAAAGAUCAAAGCGCAGUGUGUCUCUGUUUCUUUUGAUGUGAUUUCUAAUCCUUUGAUGUACUUGUUUUUAUUUUGUACUUUUUUUGGAAACAGAAAACACACUUGUUGAAAUAAAAUCUUUUUAACAUGAA
Tachysurus fulvidraco (yellow catfish) is the source of this 3152-nucleotide messenger RNA. It is a transcript of the gene cspg5a, whose product is annotated as chondroitin sulfate proteoglycan 5a. Gene Ontology annotation, biological process: nervous system development. Lineage: Eukaryota; Metazoa; Chordata; Actinopteri; Siluriformes; Bagridae. The record is from RefSeq and is a predicted model, not a curated record. Bases 442 to 1977 code for a protein of 511 amino acids. The transcript has 6 exons.